This is a messenger RNA of Trichomonas vaginalis G3, 906 nucleotides long. RefSeq lists its product as uncharacterized. Bases 1 to 906 code for a protein of 301 amino acids. Lineage: Eukaryota; Parabasalia; Trichomonadida; Trichomonadidae. The transcript has a single exon. The record is from RefSeq and is a predicted model, not a curated record.
AUGAGGUCAGUUGAAGUUCUUUUCCAUGCAGUUAUGUCAGUUUUGAUCACACACAACCACAGUAAGUUAAUUCAUGUUAAAUCAACAAUUGAAUAUGAAGAUAUUAUGUAUGUUCAAAAUCGUUCAGCAAAUUUAGCAACAAUUGAACGAAAUUCACAAGGAAACAUCAAGAUUUAUGGCAAUUUGUUUGGAAACCGAUGCAGUAAUGAAGUUGAGAAAGAUUUAUUUGAAUUAAUUGAUAAAUAUCAAAUCAACAAAAACAUAAAUGAAAUCUCAGAAUUCAUUCUUCCAUUUUGGAUUUCAAAUUAUGAAUGUCACUUUUUACUUAUAAUUGGUCGAUAUGUUUUAUCUAAAAUCACAGGUCGAACUAUAUAUAUUGGAUUUAUUAGUGAUGUUUCCGAUAUAUUAAAUUAUGACAAAGAACUGUUAAUUCAACAUUUAUCUGCAUCAAUGAUGAAUUUUCAACGAGUUCAAGGCAUUGAUUAUCAUUUAGAACUUCGUGAAUUUAGUAUUAGAAUUUUUCAUGAAUUACCACCUAAUUCAUUCAUUACAUUGACGAAAAUCUCAGACAUGAAAAAGAUUGAAGUUUUUUCUAAAGAAUCACAAUAUUUAGUUCGUUUAAUCAAAGAAGAUUCAUCACCUGUUCUUGCACAGACUGUUCCUAUUGGAGAUUCAGGUGAUUUCUUCUUUUAUCCUAUCAAACAUUUAUCAAAGACACUUGAAUACCACAAAAUCACAUCAUUUAGUGAUUGUAAUGUCGACAAGAACGAAGUUCGUGUUAGUUUUAUGAAUUUGAUUACAGACGCAUUUUUAGAUUUCGGAAUUCAAUCAUCAGAUAAACCGAAGAAAGAAUUUCAUUUCCCACCAGAAUUAUCACAUUGCAAGCGAUGUUCAAAUCAUUUAUAA